Scedosporium apiospermum is the source of this 4119-nucleotide messenger RNA. RefSeq names its product ABC transporter transmembrane region. Gene Ontology annotation, cellular component: membrane. Lineage: Eukaryota; Fungi; Ascomycota; Sordariomycetes; Microascales; Microascaceae. The transcript has 12 exons. Gene Ontology annotation, molecular function: ATP hydrolysis activity; ATP binding; ABC-type transporter activity. The record is from RefSeq and is a predicted model, not a curated record. Gene Ontology annotation, biological process: transmembrane transport. The coding region runs from base 1 to 4119 and encodes 1372 amino acids.
AUGAGUGAAAAAGAAAUCACGCCCGCGGAGCCGCCGCCUCGGGCUUCGGACGCGCUCAACACUGGGCAAUCCAAACCCGAGACCACGGCGGGGUCUGAUGACACGGCUGUCCCAAUGCCUACAGAGGACAAGCUGGACCCCAAAGCUCAUCCUCAACCCGAAAGGGAGGCCGGUUUCAAAGAUCUAGUGCGCGUCUUCUCUUAUGCGACAAAAUGGGACUAUAUAGCCUAUCUCAUUGGAGCCGUGAGCUCUAUCGCUGCAGGCGUUUCUCUGCCGUUGGUAAUGGUUUUAUUCGGUCAACUCAUUGAGAAGUUCCAGGCCUUUUCCGCUCCUGGAGCGUUUGAUCCGGCCGCUUUGGACCCGUCCUCUUUGUCUCCAGAGGCACGACAGGCGAUGGAGGAUCUAGAGAAUGACUUCCGGAAGGAACUCAACCGACUUUCCCUCUUCAUGACCGCUCUCUUCAUUGUUCGAUUUGGGUGCAAUUAUAUCAACAAGGUCGUUUUCCGCAUGGUGGGCAUCCGGAUAUCAUCCGGCGUGCGAGCCCACUUUAUGCGCGCUCUCUUCGCCCAGUCGAUCCAUGUUCUCGAUUCCCUCCCCCCGGGUACUGCCGCUUCCAUGAUCACGACUACCUCCAACACGCUGCAAAUCGGCAUCUCUGAGAAGCUCGGCGUGCUGUUGGAGUUUACUGCCACGAUAGUGGCGUCCCUAACCAUCGCUUUUAUCUACAGUUGGAGCCUGACACUCGUGUGCUUCUCGGCCACUGCAUUCAUCGUCAUCACCUUGGGCGUUCUCCUGCCUCUUAUCUUGAAGGGCGUUGCUAAGUUCAACAAGGCUGAAGCGAAGACGACAGCUGUGGCUACUGAGGCUCUUGGUAGCAUUCGCAUGAUUGCUGCCUGUGGCGCCGAGUCCCGCAUGUUGAAGCGCUACACAGAGUGGUCCGAGGAAGCAAAGAGGUUGGCCCAGAAAGUGUCUCCUCUUUUGGCUCUGCAGUUUGGUCUCGUCUUCUUUGCGCUAUGGGCUGUCUUCGGUCUCGCCUUUUGGUACGGUAUCAAGUCCUACCUCGAUGGUCGGCUUGGCGGCGUUGGAGACAUUGUUAUCGUCCUCAUGUCCUCGAUGAUGAUGGUCAUGUCCAUGGAGAGAGUCUCGUCGCCCAUCCUGGCCCUCGGCAAAGCCACGCUCGCAGCAUGCCAAUUCUUUAUCGUCAUCGAUGCGCCGCCUCCUAACCCUGGCCACCUCAAGGAACCUGAUGUUUCGGCAAAUGACGACAUUAUCUUUGAGAAGGUUACCUUCGCCUACCCGAGUCGGCCCCAUGUUAAAGUCCUCGAUGACCUUGAUCUCACCAUCGAAGCCGGCAAGCUUACAGCUAUUGUUGGUCCUUCUGGUUCCGGAAAGAGCACGAUUGUGGGUUUGAUCCAGCGAUGGUACUCUCUCAAUGACCAGUACGUUCUCGAAAAGGCCAUUGGAAAGGAGGAAAUGGACAAACGGAAGAAGAAAGAGAAGAAGGCCAAGGCCAGAGCAAAGAAGAUGAAGAAGGGCAAGGCUGUUUCCGCCGAUUCUGAUUCCUCCGACGAGGAAGAUGACAAGCCCCACAACGCUGAGGAGCAUGGUACUGGCGAACCUGUCAAGAAUGCCGGCCGGAUUAUCAGUGGAAAGACUCAAAUCGACGAUAUCGAAGCUAUCUGGUGGCGAACGCAAAUCGGCUUGGUACAACAGGAACCAUUCCUCUUCAACGACACCAUUUACAACAAUGUUGCUUAUGGUUUAAUCGGCUCUAUUUGGGAGGACGAGCCUGAGGAGAAGAAGCGCGAACUCGUCAAGGAAGCUUGUAUCGAGGCCUUUGCCAACGAGUUCAUUGACCGAUUGCCCGAGGGAUACGACACCCAGGUUGGUGAGUCCGGAGCGAAGCUCUCCGGUGGACAGCGCCAGCGGAUUGCGAUCGCGCGUUCGAUCGUGAGGAAGCCGAAAAUCCUCAUCCUCGACGAGGCCACGAGCGCCAUCGAUGUCCGCGGAGAGAAGAUCGUGCAAGCCGCUCUCGACAAGGUCGCCAAGAAUCGCACCACAAUAACCAUCGCCCAUCGUCUGUCUACCAUCAAGAAGGCAGACCGAAUCAUCGUUCUUAAGAAGGGAAAGGUGGUCGAAACUGGCACCCACGAUUCGCUCCUUGAGAACCCUGAAGGUGUUUACUCCGGUCUUGUCCUCGCGCAGAAGCUGAAUCUCGGUGAUACGGCCGCCGAUGAUGACUCAGAGGACUCGGACCACAAGCUCGACACGGUUAUGAGCCGCGUGAGGAGUGGUGCGCAAUCUGCUACGGAGGAGGGUAGUGAGAAGAAGAAAACGGCGGUAGAGGCGCAUCGGACCUUCUUUGCCAGCUUUGGCCGUCUUCUUCUCGAGCAGCGUAGCCAGUGGCUCUUUUUCGCCCUCACAGUCUUCUUCGCUGCUUGUGUUGGAGCCGGUAUUCCCAUCAUGGCCUGGCUCUUCGCUAAGAUCGUUGUCGUCUUCAACUACGCUAAUGAUCCGGACAAGAUGAGUUCGGAAAGCAGGUUCUGGGCUCUGAUGUGGGUCGUCUUCGCCGUUGCCAUCGGACUCUCGUAUUUGUUCAUGGUAGCCAUCGCCCAACGCGCUUCAGCAUUUGUCGAAGAUGCAUAUCGGAAGGACUAUUUUGCCUCUAUACUCUACCAAAAGAUCUCUUUCUUUGACCAGGAAGAGAACGCUCAUGGCAUCCUUACUUCCCGAGUGUCGGGAGAUCCCAAAAAGAUGGAGGAAAUGGCAGGUCUUAACGCCGGAAUGGUGUACUCGGCCGUCUUCUCUCUUUUGGGUGGCCUGAUAAUCGCCUUCAUUUUCUCGUGGAAACUGGCUAUUCUGGCGUUCUUCGUCACGGUGCCAAUCGGUCUGGCCUCCGCCUUCUACCGUAUCAAGUACGAACUCGAAUUCGACAAGAUGAACAACGAAGUGUUUGACGAGAGCUCCAAGUUUGCUGCCGAGACGAUUGGAGCGUUCAGAACGGUGUCGUCGCUCACUUUGGAGAACACUAUCGCCACCCGUUACGAAAAGCUUCUACAAAGUCACGUCGUGACCGCUUUCCGCAAGGCUCUGUGGACUAGUCUCUUUUUCGCCUUUUCGGACAGCUCGGGCUUGGGAUGUCAGGCGCUCAUUUUCUGGUAUGGUGGUAAGCUCAUGCUCGAUGGCAAGGUUGACAAUACCUCUUUCUUGAUCUGCAUGAUGGCGGUCAUCCAAGGCGCCGAGAGCGCAGGUCAGGGUCUUAGUUUCGGCCCGAAUGCGGCUCAGGCGAGCGAGGCAUCUAACCGAAUCCUCAACAUGCGCGAGAGCCGCAACACAGACACCGUCGCUGGAGACGAAGGUAUCCCCGACACCGAUGGCGGUGUCAAGAUUGAACUGCAGGAUAUCCACUUCAAGUACCCUACUCGCAACGUUCCUGUGUUUAAGGGCCUGAACAUUACUAUCGAGAAGGGCCAGUUUGCGGCGCUCGUCGGCGCCUCCGGCUGCGGCAAAACCAGCAUCAUUUCACUCCUCGAGCGCUUCUACGAUCCUUCCCAAGGCCGGAUUCUUGUCAACGGUAAAGACGUUCGGGAUGUUAACGUGUACACCUACCGUAACUACCUCUCACUCGUUGCCCAAGAGCCGACCCUCUUCCAGGGCACGCUCCGUGAAAAUAUCCUCCUCGGUGUCGAUCCAGAGACCAUCACGGACGAACAGCUCCACACCGCGUGCCGCGACGCCUCGAUCCACGACUUUAUUGUGUCCCUACCCGAUGGCUACAACACUGAUGUCGGCAGCAAGGGUGUUUCUCUCUCCGGUGGUCAGAAGCAGCGCGUGGCCAUCGCGCGUGCCCUCAUCCGCAACCCCCGAGUCCUCCUCCUCGACGAGGCGACGAGCUCGCUUGACUCCGAGUCAGAGAAGCUUGUUCAGGCGGCCUUCGAGCGCGCUGGUAAGGGUAGGACUAUGGUUGUCGUUGCGCAUCGCUUGGCUACCGUGCAGAAUGCCGAUGUCAUCUUCGUCCUUGGCGAGGGCAAGCUUUUAGAGAAGGGUAGCCAUGCUGAGUUGUUGAAGGCUAAGGGUGUGUACUGGAAUAUGUGCCAGAGCCAAGCUCUGGAUAGGUAG